GUUCCUACCACCACCUUCCCCCUCGUUUCCUGCCCUUCGACCCUUGUAAUAAUACUUUAUCGACAUGAGCGGAAAGGGAAAAGCCGGCAAAUCUUCUGGCGGCAAGGCUGGUGGUGACAACAAGUCCCAAUCCCGAUCAGCAAAGGCUGGUCUCCAAUUCCCAGUCGGUCGUGUGCACCGUCUGUUGAAGAAGGGCAACUACGCCCAGCGUGUAGGAGCUGGUGCCCCAGUUUAUCUUGCUGCCGUUCUUGAAUACCUCGCUGCUGAGAUUCUCGAGUUGGCUGGUAAUGCCGCUCGUGAUAACAAGAAGCAACGUAUUGUUCCCCGACACUUGCAACUCGCCAUCCGUAACGACGAAGAAUUGAACCGUCUCCUCGGCGACGUUGUCAUCUCGCAGGGUGGUGUCGUGCCACACAUUGCUGCUGAACUUCUCCCAAGCAAGUCCAGCCGUGGCAAGAAGGACGAGGAAGCCUAAAUGUGCUUCCAUUUCUUCUGUUAUAUUAUUACUCUUCUAUGUUUCUGGUGUUGUACCACUUGUAUUAUUACGCUGUAAAGUAUUGUCAAUUUCAUUCCUCGUAAUUACCA
Coprinopsis cinerea okayama7#130 is the source of this 585-nucleotide messenger RNA. Its product is annotated as histone H2A. The coding region runs from base 65 to 475 and encodes 136 amino acids. Gene Ontology annotation, cellular component: nucleosome. The transcript has 7 exons. Lineage: Eukaryota; Fungi; Basidiomycota; Agaricomycetes; Agaricales; Psathyrellaceae. The record is from RefSeq and is a predicted model, not a curated record. Gene Ontology annotation, molecular function: protein heterodimerization activity; structural constituent of chromatin; DNA binding.